CUUUUCCUCCCAUUAUUCAUUUCCUCUUUCUUCUUUUUACCUUCUCCGUACCUUCUUUUGUCUUUUUGCUCAUCAUCAUCAUCAUGGAUGUGAGGGAUGUAGAGCAAACCAGCCUCUGGGCAGUUUGUGAUACGGAUGGUGUAUGUCAUUGCGACUGGCGUCUAACAGCACAUGGCUGCGAACAAGACGACACCAUGAAGACUAUAUACAUUGUAAAUGCAGUGUUAUCCGGUAUUGUCGGCUCCGUUGCCAUGUGGAUCACAUAUAAUCGAGUAUUUGUGUUGAAACAAGACAUUCUCGACUGUCGAACUGGAUUUCCUCGUCCGAAACCAAUCGAGUCAAUGGCUUUGAUGGGAACAAUAUUUAACUUUUUACGAAUGGCGCACGCUAUUAUUCUGGUGGUGGACGGCAUACCUAAUGUAGCUUUUCGAUCAUUUUUCUUUGAGUUCCCCUGGCAAUUUGGGUUUGGAGCUCUGGCAUGCUAUCUUUUUGGUAUCGCACAUACUCUCUCAGAUAGCAGCAAGAUUAUCUACGACAAUUGGGUACGGUCGCCACUCAUCAUCGACGGUAUUUGCGUUGCUAUCAUCGCCCUGCCAUUCAUUACAAACAACAUUUGUGCCAUUGCAGCCGGUAUAUACGCUUUGCAAGGCAACAUCCCUCUUGCGACAAAGUUCACCGAUGCUCUUUACUGUUUUUGGACGUUCUACACCGGAUCACUUGCCAUCAUCAUUCUUUACGCCGGCACUCGUUUAUUACGACUCUUGAGACAACAUUUGAUUGAGAAAUCCGACGGUCGUGUCAAUGCUGAUAAAGUUAGACUUGGCGCGCUCAAAGUGCAGAUCAUUGUCCUGACUGCAUUCUUGUGUCUUGGCGUGUUUGCUGUUAUACUGGGACUGUAUGCAGCAUUGAGAAUUCCCAUCACAGUCAACAAGGCAUAUAAUGGUGCUAUUGCGGCUAUUUGGACCUAUGACGGCGCUCUUGCCACAGCUUUUAUUGCGUUUGCUAUCAUCUUAAAGUAUGUGGAUCAUGAUUUAUUGUCCUGUUGGCUUAAAUCUUUCUAUCAAGUUAUGGAAAAGCCAAAUCGUUACUAAUAUGUUGAUCUGCAUGUAUGCGUCAAUAUCGAAUCAAGUCCACGCCUUGCUACUUUGGCUUCUGCAUUUGGCUCGUCCAGCGGCGGUGGCGGUGGCAAUAUUUCUUCUGGUCGA
This is a messenger RNA of Zychaea mexicana, 1205 nucleotides long. RefSeq lists its product as uncharacterized. Lineage: Eukaryota; Fungi; Mucoromycota; Mucoromycetes; Mucorales; Lichtheimiaceae. The coding region runs from base 84 to 1091 and encodes 335 amino acids. The transcript is spliced from 5 exons. The record is from RefSeq and is a predicted model, not a curated record.